UUCUCCACACCUGCCAAUUUGUCACUUCGUCUCCCAGCUUUACUGCCAGCUCCUCCCGGAGGCUGAAGCAGAGAGGGUGCCCUUUGGGGGCGUGGGGAGGCUGGCUUGUUGGAGGUUGGCACUCAGCAUUGGGCAAGUCACUUCAUUCCCCCAGGGCCUUGGCUCUUGAUCUUCCAAGGUCUCAACCUGACCAUGCAGCCACUGGAGACUUCCUGGGACUGGUGACAUCGAAAGGCGAGAGGGGGGCCGCCGUGGGCUAUCUGCCCCACCUGCCCAGCAGCUCAUUUUGUUGCUUCAACCCCUGCCCAGGCCCAUUCCACAGAUGCACCUAACAGACCUCCGAGGGCAGAGUCAGGCCUGCCUGUGUGGGGCCUGAAGUUUAUACAGUUUGGGGGGCCCUUGGUAAGAAAACUACCAAGUAGUUGGUAAAAUCACUUAGCAAAAAAGUCCUGCUUUUGGGCUAAGAAAGUGAAAAAAAUUAGGCAUGAGAGUGAAUAUGGAGAAUGGGAAAACUAAUCAGCAAAUUAUGGGUGCCUUGGGAAUGCAUGUGCCUCCUGACUCAGAUCUCACUGGACAGUUUCCUGGAAACAUUUCCCUAGAAAUACCUGAUGGUAUUUCUAGAAAUACCUGAUGGCAACCUGGCUUUGCUGCACCUGGAAAAUGGCCAGUGGCCCUGACCACUGGCGGCAGGCAGAAUUAAAAUUCUUGCCCCCUUUCACUCUCAGGGUAGAGCCCUGUGGGGUAGUAGAAUCUCGGCCCUUCAAGUGACAUGGGGGGCUGUUUCUGUUCCCAUGUUGGUUUGAGGAAUGGCAAACACACAACACAGUGAGGGCUACUAGAUAGAUUUUUGUAGAAAGAGCCCAUUCAAGUGGUCACCACCCCACACGGGCUUUCAAUCAACACCUUGGCGCCACCUAAUGUAAGGGCUCAACAGCAGGGUGUGUGGGUUGGGAUGCCCUUGGGGGCGCUUAGCCCCACACUGACCUAGAUCCAAGGAGAUACCUGUCUUCCUCAAGAGCCUGGCCCAAACACAGGGUAAUUUGGAGUGAGCACCUUGGCCUGACCCCCCAGGCUUCUCUACUAAGCUCAACUCUGUGCCUCUACCCUUGCAAGGCCCCACCCCAUUUUCCUCUCCUUCUCCCUCAGGGCUGUUAUGGAGAAGCUCCCCUCCUCUCCCACCUCCUACAGCCUGGCAGGCUUCCUCUCAGCCUCAGGAGGAGGGUCACAUCCUCCAGCUGAAAUUCUCUGGCUUUAGAAACAGGUGUGAAGAGGUGGAUCUGGAGACAUGUUUUGGGAGCUAAGAGAACUUUCCACAAGAAAGGAGGGAGUGGGGGGGAAUGGAGAAAAAGCAGACGCAGGCAGUCCUUAGGCCUUGCGCAAGAGGUCCCUUUUCCUCUGGGCCCUCACAGCUCCUCCCCUGGCCUUGUGUGCCGGUCCUGACAGCAGAGCCCCCAACUGGGGCAGCCAGCAGCUUCACAAAAGGAGAAGGGUGAGAACCCAGCUGUGCCCAGCGCUGCAGCUCCAGGGACACACCCCACCUGCCCUUACUUCUGGAGAGUGGGCAGCACAAACCACCGAGGAAAUGGGCAGUGCCAGCAGCUUCUGCCGGAAGGGAUGGGCUGCUGGUGAGAGAGGAAGGAAAGGAAGAAAAGGAGGAGGCUUCCUGGCUGGGAAAGGUCACCUCUAAGCCCUCCCUCUGAGCCUGGGCGGUCUGGUCUGCUGUGGGGCCAGAGAGGACCACCCAGUACCUCCUACCCCCCUUUUGGAUACUCUCAACAGCUCUGUGAUGCAGUCUGGAGAGGAAACAGGCUCAGGACAGCAACAUGACCUGCCAAGCUCACUCAGCACUUGGGCAUAGGGCCAGCCUGAGAGCCCCCCAGCCUCUGUGUCCGUCUCUACUGUGUCACAGGCUUUGGAGGAAGAGGCCUCUGUUACGGCCCAGCCACCCUGGCAGGUUCUCACUACACGAUGAGCAUCAGCUGCCCGACACAGGAUUGAGUCCUGGGGGAGCCCCUUCUGCAGCCUCAUCUUCUCAAGCCUUCCGUGGGGCAUCAGCUGUGCACAGGAAGCUGGAAUCUGACCCCUGGCAUCAGGCCCGGUCUCCAUGGCAGCUGAGGAUUUAUUACUGGAGCCUCCACCCAGCUUGGCGGACUUUCGACUUGAAGCUGAGAGGAAGAGGAACUGGGAAGUUGCUUCUGGGAGCAGGAACCCAGGGGUGGCAGCCAGAGGCCCCGUGAUGGCCAAGUUUCUUUCCCAGGACCAAAUUAAUGAGUACAAGGAGUGCUUCUCCCUGUAUGACAAGCAGCAGCGGGGGAAGAUAAAAGCCACCGACCUCUUGGUGGUGAUGAGGUCCCUGGGGGCCAGUCCGACACCGGGGGAGGCACAGCGGCACCUGCAGACUCAAGGAAUAGACAGAAAUGGAGAGCUAGACUUCUCCACUUUCCUGAAUAUUAUGCACAUACAAAUAAAACAAGAAGACCCAAAGAAAGAAAUUCUUUUGGCCAUGCUGAUGACAGACAAGGAGAAGAAAGGCUACAUCAUGGCUUCUGAACUGCGGUCAAAACUCACAAAACUGGGGGAGAAACUCACCCACAAAGAAGUGGAUGAUCUUUUCAGGGAAGCGAAUAUCGAACCAAAUGGCAAAGUGAAGUAUGAUGAAUUCAUCCACAAGAUCACCAUUCCGGCGCAGGACUACUGAAUGGAGAAUGUAACACAGCCUCCCCUGGGCCUGAAGACUCAGACUGAUUAAUUUUUAAAAAGAAAAGUAUUCUUUUCACUCUAGGGAGUUGGCAAACAGCAGCAAGAUGACAUUAUCCAAUGGUAGAAGAUAGCUUAGCAAUGAAAUGAUUUCAGUCAUGUUAAUAGUAUGUCUCUAAUAAAAGAUUUUUAUUGAUUUUAAUAACACCCAUUAGUCUGGUCCUUUA
Molecule: messenger RNA, 2924 nt
Organism: Talpa occidentalis (Iberian mole)
Lineage: Eukaryota; Metazoa; Chordata; Mammalia; Eulipotyphla; Talpidae
Gene: CALML4
Product: calmodulin like 4
Exons: 6
Coding region: 2105-2698 (197 amino acids)
Cellular component (GO): myosin II complex
Molecular function (GO): calcium ion binding
Source: RefSeq, a predicted model, not a curated record